CUAACUCACCCACAGAAGUACCCGCAACGACAAUCUUGUCCACGCACGCCCACACACACACCCGCACUUGCACUCCGCACCGAUAAGACUCGCUCGCAAUCAAGACGCGCCGCCGGGACACCCUUAUCUCUCUCUCACCGCCGCUCCCGCCACUGGCCAACCCCCUCGCAUCGAAUCGCUUCGCUAUCGUCUAGCAAUUCCUUGCGCUUCCCACACCCACCCACACUCACACACUCACCUCUUCCAAGGAGAAAAUGGCCGCCACUACUGCCAAUGGCACUAGCCCAACCUCUUCGGUUCCCAUUCACUCCGAGGCGUUGAACAAGAUUGUCAGCGUACCCUUGGUCAAUGCACCUUUGAGCUUCGCCUACAAUACCAUUGAGGCACACCCCGUCUUUGCCAAGCCCUACCACUUUGGAGAGGACGUGGUUACUCAGUCCCUCAAGCUCGCCGAGCCCAUCACCAGUCGCUUCAAUGGCCAGCUUCACUUCCUCGACGAUCAAGCCCUCAAGGUCUUGACCUUUGCCGAAUCCAAGUGGUCCUACCCUUUCAAGGCUACCCCUCAAGAAGUUGCCUCUCUACCCCUCUCCGUCCUUCAAGCUUACUCUGAAGCCCUCUCAAAGGCUUACGAACAACGUGUUGCUCCUGGCGUUCAAGCUGCUACCAGCAAGUUUGAAGAAGUCAAGAGUCAAAAUGCAUUUGUUAGACAGACGGUAGAUGCACUUGGUGGUUUGCAGGCACGAUUGGAAAAGGUACUUGAGCAGGUAAAGAGUACUGGAAAGGCUGGAGAGGAGAAGGCGGCUGGAGAAGCAAAGGGUUUGAUCAACAGCAUCUUUGAAGAGCUCGAGAAGGUUCGCUCUUUCGCCGGCUCUCUCCCCGCCGACGCCCGCAAGCGCUUCGAUCCCGUCGUUGAGACUUUUGGCCAAACGUACACCCACCUGAACAAGGAAGUCCGAGAUGGAUCAGGACCUAUCCUGCCUCGAUUGCAAAAGGUACUGGCUUAUGUUCAGGAAGAGGCACUGCCUGCGCUCAAGAAGGCGGCUGUUGAAGGGAAAGGAUCGGGAGUGGAUGGAACUCCUGCUGGAGCCAAGUAAGAUUGCGAAAUCCGCGUGAGCUAGGCUAAGCUAGGCUAGGCCAGGCCAAGUCUUCGAAAACGCACAGUGGAAGGCAGGACUUGCGUCAGGGCAGACGAUAUCUGCACUGAAAGACCAUGCCACCGCCCUCCACUCUUUUCCAUCUUACCGUUUCGCUUUCCUAUCUUCCCCGCAACGAUUCAGGUCGAGUCUAUGUGUUCUCAAGCCUGUACUCUCGUGUCUCUUCCCUCCCUCUCAUCCUUCUUUGUCUCUUUCUCUGUCUCUUUCUUCUGUCUCGAAAAUUCCAUCAUAGAUUGUCUUGUCUCUUGUCCUGCAU
Molecule: messenger RNA, 1410 nt
Organism: Microstroma glucosiphilum
Lineage: Eukaryota; Fungi; Basidiomycota; Exobasidiomycetes; Microstromatales; Microstromataceae
Exons: 3
Coding region: 255-1094 (279 amino acids)
Source: RefSeq, a predicted model, not a curated record